UUCCUAGGGGAUAGAAGGCUGAGUUUUGUACGCUUCCCAUCCAUUCUGCAAGACGCUAAAGGCCCCUCUUCGCGCUCUCCUGUGUCCAGGAACACCUCCAUGCCCCGUUUGGUUAGAAGCUGGUUUUGCUCCCAAAUUGUUUUAAUGUUUGGAAUUCAGGAAAAUAUACCACGAGGUGGGACGACCAUGAAAGAAGAACCGCUGGGCAGUGGAAUGAACCCAGUCCGAUCAUGGAUGCAUACUGCUGGGGUAGUGGAUGCUAACACAGCCGCGCAAAGCGGUGUGGGGUUGGCUCGGGCACAUUUCGAGAAACAGCCGCCUUCCAAUCUCAGAAAAUCCAAUUUUUUCCACUUCGUCUUAGCUCUGUACGACAGGCAGGGACAGCCAGUGGAGAUUGAAAGGACAGCUUUUGUGGACUUUGUGGAAAAAGAGAAAGAGCCAAACAAUGAAAAAACUAACAAUGGAAUUCACUAUAAACUCCAGUUAUUGUAUAGUAAUGGCGUUAGAACGGAACAGGAUUUGUACGUUCGGCUAAUAGAUUCUAUGACAAAACAGGCGAUUGUCUAUGAAGGACAAGACAAAAAUCCUGAAAUGUGUCGAGUGCUUCUGACCCACGAAAUCAUGUGCAGUCGGUGCUGUGACAAGAAAAGUUGUGGCAACAGAAAUGAAACACCUUCAGAUCCUGUUAUCAUUGACAGAUUUUUUCUAAAGUUUUUCCUCAAGUGCAAUCAAAACUGUUUGAAGAAUGCAGGCAACCCACGAGAUAUGCGAAGAUUCCAGGUUGUUGUAUCAACAACAGUCAAUGUGGAUGGCCAUGUUCUGGCUGUCUCAGACAACAUGUUUGUACACAACAACUCCAAACAUGGAAGGCGGGCUCGCCGCCUUGACCCCUCAGAAGGUACGGCCCCUUCUUAUCUGGAAAAUGCUACCCCUUGUAUAAAGGCAAUUAGCCCCAGUGAAGGUUGGACAACUGGUGGAGCUACAGUCAUCAUAAUUGGCGACAACUUCUUUGAUGGCUUGCAAGUUGUUUUCGGAACUAUGUUAGUGUGGAGCGAGCUGAUAACACCCCAUGCAAUCAGAGUUCAAACUCCACCACGGCACAUUCCUGGAGUUGUUGAAGUAACCCUCUCCUACAAGUCCAAACAGUUCUGUAAAGGUGCUCCUGGACGGUUUGUCUACACCGCCCUUAAUGAACCAACAAUAGAUUAUGGAUUCCAGAGAUUGCAGAAAGUCAUUCCACGGCAUCCAGGUGAUCCAGAACGGUUACCAAAGGAAGUAUUACUUAAAAGAGCAGCUGACCUUGUUGAAGCUCUGUAUGGUAUGCCCCACAACAAUCAGGAAAUAAUCCUGAAACGAGCAGCCGAUAUUGCAGAAGCAUUAUAUAGUGUGCCACGUAACCACAAUCAGAUUCCUACCCUUGCCAACACUCCAGCUCAUACUGGUAUGAUGGGAGUAAAUUCAUUUAGCAGCCAGCUAGCAGUUAAUGUUUCAGAAACAUCACAGGCUAAUGACCAAGUAGGUUACAGUCGCAACACAAGCAGUGUUUCCCCGCGAGGAUACGUUCCGAGCAGUACUCCUCAACAGUCCAAUUACAACACAGUCAGCAAUAGUAUGAAUGGAUACGGCAAUGCCAGCAUGCCCAACCUUGGUGUACCUGGUUCCCCUGGAUUCCUUAAUGGCUCGACCGCAAAUUCCCCUUACGGAAUAGUGCCGUCAAGCCCUACCAUGGCAGCCUCUUCGGUCACCCUUCCUUCAAACUGUAGCAGUACACACGGCAUUUUCUCAUUCUCACCUGCCAAUGUCAUCUCUGCAGUGAAACAAAAGAGCGCCUUUGCUCCUGUGGUCAGGCCCCAAGCUUCUCCUCCGCCAUCUUGCACCAGCGCAAAUGGAAAUGGGCUUCAAGCUAUGUCUGGGCUUGUAGUUCCGCCAAUGUAA
Molecule: messenger RNA, 1935 nt
Organism: Protobothrops mucrosquamatus (brown spotted pit viper)
Lineage: Eukaryota; Metazoa; Chordata; Lepidosauria; Squamata; Viperidae
Gene: EBF3
Product: EBF transcription factor 3
Exons: 17
Coding region: 100-1935 (611 amino acids)
Biological process (GO): regulation of transcription by RNA polymerase II
Molecular function (GO): DNA-binding transcription factor activity, RNA polymerase II-specific; RNA polymerase II cis-regulatory region sequence-specific DNA binding
Source: RefSeq, a predicted model, not a curated record